CCGUGCAUCCGGGAUUGUGUUAUCAUUCCUGUCCCUAAAAGCGGGAAGGGUCCAACAAGCAGUACCAAUUAUCGCCCGAUUACACUUGCUUCUACCUUAAGCAAACUGAUUGAACAUGUCAUUCUUCUCAACUAUGGAAAUCUUCUUCAUAGUAGUCACUUGCAGUUUGGAUUCAAGGCUUGCUCGUCUACCACCCUGUGCUCAGCCCUCAUGAAAUCUGUUGUUUCUCGUUAUAUAAAUAAUGGUUCCAAUGUCUUAGGCUGCUUCUUGGAUGCGAGCAAAGCAUUUGCUAGAGUAGAUCACGGACUUCUUUUUCAGAAACUAGAGAAGAGAGGUUUUCCACCAGCAAUUCUGAAUUUUCUUAUCCAGUGGUACAGUAUGCAGAGGAUGAGUGUCCAGUGGAAUCAUGACUGUCUCUCUGGAAGCUUCAAAGUGUCUAAU
This is a messenger RNA of Geodia barretti, 441 nucleotides long. Lineage: Eukaryota; Metazoa; Porifera; Demospongiae; Tetractinellida; Geodiidae. The record is from the annotation of a GenBank genome assembly.